Cooperia oncophora is the source of this 564-nucleotide messenger RNA. The record is from the annotation of a GenBank genome assembly. Lineage: Eukaryota; Metazoa; Nematoda; Chromadorea; Rhabditida; Trichostrongylidae.
UUGUUCAGGCAGAACUUCCGCGAUGGAUGGGAACCCGGAGGAGCAUCAUUUGCCGUAUUUGUAAAAGGAGAAAAGGUAGUAGACAUAUGGGGCGGAUACGCCGAUAAGCAAGCUGUCCGCACCUGGAAGGAGGACACGAUUACGAUAACGUUCUCCAUUACUAAAGCUGUGUCAGCACUGUGUAUAGCUGUGCUCGCCGAUCGAGGCCGCCUCAAUUACGACGAUCCUGUCGCGAAACAUUGGCCAGGAUUUGCGAAGAAUGGCAAAGAAAAUAUCACCAUCGAAUGGGUUCUGUCGCACAUGGCCGGUCUACCGUACUUAGAUGCGAUGAUUACUCAGGAAAUGGCACUGGAUCACAAUAUAAUGAGAGAGGUGUUAGAGAAUGAAGCACCAAAGCUCCCACCUGGACAGAAUACCACCUAUCAUGCAUACACCUUAGGAUGGCUCCUGGAUCAAAUCGUAAGGCAUAUAGAUGAGAAGCAUCGAGGAGUCGGGCAGUUUCUCAGGGAAGAAAUCACAAAACCACAUGGAGUCGACUACCACAUUGGUUUGAAGCCCUUCUGA